UACAAUAACAGAUUUAAGUGCAUCAAAAUGAGUUUCAAGAUUGCACUAUUGAUCGUGGCGUAUUUUGGAGGUUUGGCAGCACGGGAAAUUCCAAUCAAAAGACAAGUAGAUCAUACGACUUUAAGCAAACAGGAUCACGUGCCUGCAGAAACCGGUUUCCUAGCAAAUCCAGCAGCUGCUGUUCAUGCUGGAAGUAAAUUUUUCCAGGAUAUUUAUGUAGCUAUGGACAAACCGGACGAACUCGAAUUUGGUCACGUAAGGGAAACGCCUAAUGAUUGGGAGCAACGAUAUGAAAAAUUAAAUUUGGAAAAUCUCAAUAGACAAGGAAAGGUAAGAUGGGGUGACAAACAUGGAGGAUAUGGCGAACAUUAUUGGGACUACAACCAUGCUGGACAUAAUCAUGAUGGUGAAGGUGAUGAGAGCCGUCAAAACUCUGAGUAUGCCGAAUAUGAAGAAACGAAACAUGUACCGGUUAUAUCUUCCCCUCAACAACAAACCUCAAGAGAUAAAAGAGAACCUACACCAUCGAAUGAUGUUGAGUUUAUUAAUGAUAAAGCCAGGUCUUUAAUACUUGAUGGAAAUGUUAAAAAACAUGGAGGAAAUUAUAAAGCCGUGAAUGAUAAUAGAGGAAAAAGAGAACAAAAUAGAGUAAAUAAACGAACUCCUACGAAUUUUGGGCAAGCUUUGGUUUUUAAUGCUGACGAAGGUGUCGUAAUAGAUGAGCAAACGGGAUUACGCUAUCAACUGAGCCCAUUUUAAGAAGCAUCGAUACCAAAACAUCAAAACUACAUGAAGACUUCCUAGUUUAAUUUUUUUUUGUUACCUAGUUUUAGUACAAAUUUUUAUAAUAAAUUUAUCUUUUUAA
Messenger RNA from Diorhabda carinulata, 865 nucleotides. RefSeq lists its product as uncharacterized. The record is from RefSeq and is a predicted model, not a curated record. NCBI's taxonomy places the organism in Eukaryota, Metazoa, Arthropoda, Insecta, Coleoptera, Chrysomelidae. The transcript has 4 exons. The coding region runs from base 28 to 759 and encodes 243 amino acids.